GACCUCGUCGACCCUCAGUGUCAUCUCGCCGCCCUCCUUGACCACCUCCCCAGCCAGGCAUCUCCUCGCGAGCAUGCGCCAGACACACCAUGACAGGCGACAGGCGCCGGGCCUGCUGCCACUGGUGCCAUGUCCCGAAAGUCUAAACUAAACUCCACAGCAGGGCGCCCGACGUCGGACCGCCUAACCAGCCCUGCCUCUCAGUGGUGCCGGCUACCCACCGCGGAAACGAGCUGCGACGCUGUAAUCAGACGGCUGCUCCGUCCACCUGGCCGUCCGACCUCGUCGUCGACAUUGGCUGACUGGACAGCCGCAAAAAGCAUCAAAUACAAAUCACAAUGCCAAGUCCGACGUCAUCCGUCGACGACUCUUCAGCCUAUCCUCAAACCGGCACUUGUCCCAGACAAGAGCCACGCAACGAACCCAGCAGCAAGCAGCAGCCCUUCCUUCGGGCCAACCUUUACCUGCCUUGUUGGGGUAGCGUAUCGGCUGCUGGGCUCCGCUGUGGCGAGUCUGGCCUGUCCGGCGUGUCGGCUCUGUGCUGCGUCGUGCCCCUGGCGCCGACCGACUAGAGAUACCUGGGAUUGCC
Messenger RNA from Gaeumannomyces tritici R3-111a-1, 589 nucleotides. RefSeq lists its product as hypothetical. The transcript has a single exon. Lineage: Eukaryota; Fungi; Ascomycota; Sordariomycetes; Magnaporthales; Magnaporthaceae. The record is from RefSeq and is a predicted model, not a curated record. The coding region runs from base 339 to 572 and encodes 77 amino acids.